Gossypium raimondii (Peruvian cotton) is the source of this 546-nucleotide messenger RNA. RefSeq lists its product as uncharacterized. The record is from RefSeq and is a predicted model, not a curated record. NCBI's taxonomy places the organism in Eukaryota, Viridiplantae, Streptophyta, Magnoliopsida, Malvales, Malvaceae. The transcript has a single exon. Gene Ontology annotation, molecular function: zinc ion binding. The coding region runs from base 1 to 546 and encodes 181 amino acids.
AUGGCGGUAUAUAGUCGAAGGGCACAAACAAUGAACGCAGAAUUGUAUUCACGUGACUUGGAGACUUUCCGAGUACAGGAGUACAUCGGUCGCCGUUCGGGUCUUCCACUUAGGUCGUACGCAAUUGAUCUGCGAAACAGGCGAUGUGAGUGCAGAAUAUUUCAGACUCUUCGAUAUCCGUGUGCGCAUGUUCAUGCAGCGUGUGCGAGAGCAAACUUAAAUGUUGAACAAUUCAUAGACGAGAUCUACACGUUGCAACGCGCAUUUCGUAUAUGGGGGAACGAAUUUCUUGUAAUGCCCGAUGUCUCAAACUGGGAAGUUCCACCGCCUGCUUUCGAGAUGGUGCCUGCCCGUAGUCUCUGCAGGCAUCCUAAAGGUCGACCUCAAUCGACAAGAAUUCGAAAUGACAUAGACGUUAGGGAGACGGGUGAACCGAAAUUGUGCACUGUGUAUCGAAUAUCCGGACACAACCGAUCAACAUGCCCACAUCGUGUCUAUGUUUCUGGUCAAUCGUCUCGUAAUGCUGGACUCCAAGAUGACGACUGA